AAUAUUUACCAUGUACUAUAAUUUAACUAGGAUAAGGAAUGGCUCAAUGAACUAGGAGCACCGCCGUCUCUCUGUUACUCCUUUUGCUCUGAAGAAUGGCGUUUGUUCAUCUCUGUCACUUUUAUGGUAUGCUUUGAUGCGUACCUGAAGUCUUCAAGGCUAAACCCACGUGGGAAUAUCACUUACAACCAAGUGUUCUUGGAUUGUCAUGGCUUCAAUGGAGUGCUGGGUUUUGUUCAUUUUUUGUGUAGCAGUUUAUUUCCGUUCAAUUGAGGUUCAGUCAGGACUAAAGUAUAUGGGGUUGCAGCUGUCAAUGUAGAGGGAGAGUAAGAAAGAACAACUAAGGGAUUGAAAAAAUUAUACUCGAGAGGUGAAUUGGUGGAAGGGAAGGAGAAUCAUUUGAAUUAUUGAGAUGCAGAUGGCCAGAAGAAUGUCUGCUGAUGAAAACACUGAUAACAAAGGUAGCGUCUGGGCUUUGGAUCAGCAGCUUGAUCAGCCCAUGGAUGAGGAGGCUAAGAGGCUUAGAAAUAUGUACAAGGAAAAGAAAUAUUCGACAUUAAUGCUUCUGCAGCUUGCAUUUCAAAGCCUUGGUGUGGUGUAUGGAGAUUUAGGCACAUCUCCUUUGUAUGUUUUCUACAAUACAUUUCCUGAUGGAAUUGGUGACCCAGAGGAUUUAAUUGGAGCUUUAUCUGUUAUUAUCUAUUCCCUCACUCUUAUUCCACUCCUCAAGUACGUUUUUAUUGUCUGUAGAGCAAAUGACAAUGGUCAAGGUGGAACAUUUGCUCUUUAUUCACUACUCUGUCGACAUGCAAAAAUAAAGGCUAUUCCUAACCAAGACCAAACAGAUGAGGCACUAACAACCUAUAGUCGUUCUACAUUUGGUGAGCAAUCAUUUGCUGCAAGAACCAAGAGAUGGUUGGAGGGACAUGCAUUAAUGCAGAGCACACUUCUUAUUCUUGUCCUCGUUGGCUCUUGCAUGGUGAUUGGGGAUGGGAUUCUGACUCCAGCCAUAUCAGUUCUGUCAGCAGUUGGUGGGAUCAAUGUGGGCCACCCUAAGAUUAGUAAUGGGGUAGUCGUGCUUGUUGCUGUUGUUAUACUGGUACUUUUGUUUACCAUGCAACGCCAUGGUACAGAUAAAGUGGGUUGGCUGUUUGCACCAGUUGUACUCCUUUGGUUUCUCGUAAUUGGAGGAAUUGGCAUGUUUAACAUUUGGAAGUAUGAUCGUAGCAUUUUAAAAGCUUUUUCACCUGUAUAUGUAUAUCGAUUUUUUAAGAGGGGAGGAAAAGAUGGGUGGACAUCUCUCGGAGGUAUUAUGCUUAGUAUAACAGGAACAGAAGCACUUUUUGCUGACCUAUCCCAUUUCCCAGUCCCGUCAAUACAGAUUGCUUUCACGUCAGUUGUAUUUCCAUGCCUUCUAUUAGCCUACUGUGGUCAAGCUGCAUACCUCAUGAAAAAUUCAAAUAAUGUGAUCGGUGCUUUUUAUCAUUCCAUUCCAGACAGCAUAUAUUGGCCUGUGUUUAUUGUUGCUACUGCAGCUGCUGUUGUUGCAAGUCAGGCCACCAUAACUGCAACUUUUUCAUUAAUCAAGCAGGCCCUUGCAUUAGGCUGUUUCCCAAGAGUCAAAAUCGUGCAUACAUCAAGGAAGUACCGUCACCAGAUAUAUAUUCCAGAAAUUAAUUGGAUUGUUAUGAUUCUCUGCAUUGCCGUGACAGCUGGGUUUAAAAAUCAAAACCAAAUUGGCAAUGCCUCUGGGACGGCAGUUUGUAUAGUCAUGUUGGUAACCACAUUGCUUAUGAUUUUAGUCAUGAUAUUAGUGUGGCGCUGCCACUGGAUUCUUGUCCUGAUUUUCACUGGCUUAUCAUUGGUUGUGGAGGGCACUUACUUUUCUGCUGUGCUCCUCAAGGUCAAUCAAGGUGGCUGGGUUCCUCUUGUGAUCGCAGCAGCCUUUUUUGUCAUCAUGUAUGUUUGGCAUUACGGAACAGUAAAACGCUUUGAGAUUGAGAUGCACAGUAAGGUUUCAAUGGCAUGGAUUCUCGGACUUGGUCCCAGUUUAGGACUGGUUCGGGUACCUGGGAUAGGCCUUGUGUACAGUGAGCUAGCUAGCGGAGUGCCCCGCAUCUUCUCUCAUUUUAUCACCAACCUACCCGCCAUCCAUUCUGUUGUUGUCUUUGUCUGCGUGAAGUACCUUCCUGUCUGGACAGUCCCAGAGGAAGAGCGGUUCCUUGUAAAGCGGAUCGGACCCAAGAAUUUCCACAUGUUCCGUUGUGUUGCAAGGUAUGGCUAUAAAGACGACCAUAAAAGGGAUGAUGAUUUUGAGAAAAAGCUCUUUCAAAGCCUUUUCUUGUUUUUCCGGCUUGAGUCCUUGAUGGAAGCGUCUUCAGACUCUGAUGUAUCUAGCUUGCUUGAGCAACAAACUAAGCAAUCAGAAGAUGGCCUGUUUUGUAAUAGCAGCAAUAUGCUUCACUCCAAUGUGAACCAGUCAAUUGGGUCAGGGGACUCGAUCGUGCCUGACGAUUCUCCAUUGCAUGCAAACAACAUUACCUCCUCCAUUCCGGCAAGCAACCAGGUUGGGACUGAUGAUGAGGUAGAAUUCUUGAACAACUGUAGAGACGCAGGGGUGGUGCACAUGUUGGGAAAUACCGUAGUAAAAGCUAGGAAAGAAUCAAAGUUUUGGAAGAAGAUAGCUAUUGAUUACCUAUAUGCAUUUCUUAGGAAGAUAUGUAGGGAAAAUAGUGUAAUGUUCAACGUUCCUCAUGAGAGCCUCUUGAAUGUUGGACAAGUUCUCUAUGUAUAGCAUUCACAUCUUGUAAUGACUGAAGGCAUAUUAGCAAUCAAAUUUAGCAUGUUGUCAUCCGUUUCA
Messenger RNA from Prunus avium (sweet cherry), 2860 nucleotides. Its product is annotated as potassium transporter 10. Gene Ontology annotation, molecular function: potassium ion transmembrane transporter activity. Gene Ontology annotation, biological process: potassium ion transmembrane transport. The record is from RefSeq and is a predicted model, not a curated record. Gene Ontology annotation, cellular component: membrane. NCBI's taxonomy places the organism in Eukaryota, Viridiplantae, Streptophyta, Magnoliopsida, Rosales, Rosaceae.